AUGGUUCCAGGUGAAGACUUAAAUUUUAGGGGAAUUCUGCAUCUACUUGUCCAUUUCAAGUGGACCUGGGUUGGGAUUUUUGUGAAAGGAGAAAUUGGAGCAAAAUUUGAACAACUGAUUUUUUCAUGGUUUCCUCUCCAUGGUAUCUGCAUUGCCUUCUUAGAACAAAAACUCGAGGCUAUUUAUAUCAGUAAUAUGGAUGAUGGCCUGAAAUGUGCUGGGGAUGAAAUUUCCUUUGACAAAAAAGGAGAACUGGUUACAGGACUGGAUAUUGAGAAUUGGGUCACAUUCCCCAACCAGUCCUUGCAUCGAGUGAAAGUGGGGAAGGUGGAUCCCUGGGCUGCUGAAGACCAAAUGUUCACCGUUCAUGAGGAAGCCAUCAGCUGGCCUAGCAAUUUCAACCAAACACUGCCUAUUUCAGUGUGUACUGAGAGCUGCUCCCCUGGUAAUUUCAAAAGAAAGCAGGAGGCGAAGCCGUUUUGCUGCUAUGAUUGUCAUCCAUGUCCCAAAGAGAAAAUAUCAAGCCAGAAAGCAGACAUGGAUGACUGUUCCAAAUGUCCAGAUGGUCAAUAUACAAAUAAGAAUCAAGAUUCAUGUCUUCCCAAGAGAAUUUCUUUCUUAUCCUUCGAAGAGCCAAUGGGAAUAUGUCUAGUGAGUCUGGCAAUGUUUUUUUUGCUCUGCACAGUUGUGGUUAUGGCAACAUUUUUGAAAUAUCACCAUACUCCCAUUGUCAAGGCUAAUAACCGAAAUCUCAGCUAUGUUCUUCUCAUCUCCCUCCUCCUCUGCUUCCUUUGCUCACUGCAGUUCCUUGUUGCACCAGGCAAUAUAAUAUGUCUCCUCCGACAAAUUAGCUUUGGCAUCAUCUUCUCAGUGGCUGUGUCUUCUGUGUUGGCAAAAACUAUCAUUGUUGUCCUGGCUUUCAUGGCCACCAAGCCAGGGUCCAGAAUGAGGAACUGGGUGGGAAGAGGACUGGCUGCCUCCAUUGUUCUUUCUGGCUCCCUGAUUCAAACAGGCAUCUGUGCAGUGUGGCUGUUCACAUUUUCCCCUUUUCCUGACAUUGACACUCAUUCAGAAAUUGAGGAAAUCAUACUUCAAUGCAAUGAAGGCUCAUCUACCAUGUUCUAUUGUGUCCUGGGCUACAUGGGCUUUCUGGCAUCUGCCAGUUUCACGGUAGCAUUUUUCUCAAGGAAUCUCCCCAGCAGUUUUAAUGAAGCCAAAUGCCUCACAUUUAGUAUGCUGAUCUUCUGCAGUGUGUGGAUCUCUUUUGUUCCAUCGUACCUGAGCACCAAAGGCAAAUACAUGGUGGCUGUGGAGGUUUUCUCCAUUUUGGCUUCCAGUGCAGGUUUGCUUGUUUGCAUCUAUUUUCCCAAAUGUUACAUAAUUAUCUGUAGACCAGAGCUAAACAAUAGGGAGCAGCUCAUUAAAAGAAAAGGUUCAUAA
Messenger RNA from Pseudonaja textilis, 1440 nucleotides. The record is from RefSeq and is a predicted model, not a curated record. Lineage: Eukaryota; Metazoa; Chordata; Lepidosauria; Squamata; Elapidae.